ACGCUGUAUAAUUAAAAUAAAAUACCGAAAUUAACGAGUUACAAAUAAGUAACUGGCAAAGCGCCAGCUUGAGUCAAUGGUCGAUGGCGCAACUCACGACCUUGUUGCGAUACCGGCGGCAGGCACGUGGGGAUUGCCCAUCCCUGGAUUGGAUUGCGCAAAAAAAAAUAAACAGAACGCAAUUUGUUUUUGUGCUCGGCGAAUUGAUUGCAGUUUACUUAAUUAUUUAUUUAUUAAAUAUAAUACACCCAGUGAAGGAAAGCUGCAAAUUACCGAUGAAUGGAAUGCUGAGAAGAGUCCUUAGCCGGCCCGAGCCACGCCUGCUCUCCAUGCGCUGCCUUAGCUCAGGAGCUGGCGAAGGAUCAGCGGAAGACACCACCAAAGGAGGCAGCCCAGAAGCCACCCCGCUGCGUUCACGACCAAAUGCGCUCACAGAUGAGAUUAUACGCGUUGAUCAUGCCGGCGAAUUGGGAGCAGAUCGCAUAUACGCCGGGCAAAUGGCCAUUCUAGGCAACGGGCCGCUGGGCAAGACGAUCGGACACAUGUGGGAGCAGGAGAAGGAGCAUCGUAGACAGUUCGAGCAGCUCAUCCAGCAGCACCGCGUGCGUCCAACGAUCAUGACGCCGAUUUGGAACGUGGCCGGAUUUGUGCUGGGCGCCGGAACCGCCCUCAUGGGUGAAAAGGCAGCCAUGGCCUGCACGGUGGCAGUGGAGACGGUGAUCGUAGAGCACUACAACGACCAGCUGCGGCAGAUAAUGGAGGCACCGAACCCGGAUAAGGAGCUGUUGGCCACCAUCACCAAGUUCCGCGACGAGGAGCAGGAGCACCACGACACGGGCAUUGAUCACGGGGCCGAGCAAGCGCCCUUUUACCAGGCCAUGACCGAGGUAAUCAAGUUUGGCUGCAAGACGGCUAUUGCCAUCUCGAAGAAGAUCUAGGCUGGAACAGUUGGGCCCCCUGUACAUACGAAAACCAAAUUAUCUGUUUCGCUACCGUGUUAAGCAUUAAAGAUAGAGCUAAAUGUCCAGAA
Drosophila erecta is the source of this 1030-nucleotide messenger RNA. It is a transcript of the gene Coq7, whose product is annotated as 5-demethoxyubiquinone hydroxylase, mitochondrial. The transcript is spliced from 3 exons. The record is from RefSeq and is a predicted model, not a curated record. Gene Ontology annotation, biological process: ubiquinone biosynthetic process; regulation of gene expression; regulation of reactive oxygen species metabolic process. Gene Ontology annotation, molecular function: 3-demethoxyubiquinol 3-hydroxylase activity. The coding region runs from base 84 to 938 and encodes 284 amino acids. Gene Ontology annotation, cellular component: mitochondrial inner membrane; nucleus. Lineage: Eukaryota; Metazoa; Arthropoda; Insecta; Diptera; Drosophilidae.